GCAAGAGUGUCUUCGACAUCUACGACAAUGUUCUCAAAUUUAAGCUUUGAAAGUUUUACCGUGAAAGCUGCGGCAUCCUCUCGUGGCUAACGACUGCGGCAUCUGACUCGCGUGUUUCGAAUGACGACAUUGGGGCUUUUCUUUUCAUGGCUUGGCAUGGGCAACAUAGUCGGCCAUACCUACUUCAGCAGGAUGAAUUUUCAUGAACAUGAUACAUCGUUUCAUUCGAAACUCGGAUAUACAAUUGCUCCCUUCUGCUGUAUUUGUAUUUUGUUGGACAUCUCUGUUUGCUGUUGUAUUCUUGCACUCCAUGGUUGUGCCAAUGCCCCCGGUUAAGAGCUAAGGUCAAAUUUCAUCCAAGUUAAAUACUUUUCAGCACAUCUUCUUUAUCAUUGAAGACAUCUGCCCUCGGUCUUAAGGAUGAGCGGUCUUACUCUCGGCCAGGAUGGCCGCGCAGACGAAGAAACACCACCCCUUUCACGCAGGUCCGGUAAACGAUCGGAUAACACUCGGAUCUGGUCGCGGGUGAAGAAACACCACAACAGAAACAUCAGCAAAAGCUGGGGAGAUCUCGUGUUACUCUUCUGCUACCUAAUCACUGGACUUCUCGAUAGCGCAGCGACACAAUCAUGGGGUUGCUUCGUCAGCAUGCAGACUGGAAACACAGUAUACUUCGGUCUGGGCCUCGCCAGCCCUCAUUCUGAUACCCGCUGGAUCAAAGCGGGCGUUUCCCUGGCAUGUUUCUGCUUAGGGUCAUUCUUCUUCAGCCGCUUCCAUCGCUUGUUUUCUCCACGCCGCCGUUGGGUGCUCGUCUCCUCCUCUCUCAUCCAACUCCUAUUCGUUACCCUCGCAGCUCUAAUCGUCACUCUUGCCAAAAAUGCCACAGGCCCAGAGUCUACAACAGAGCUCCACUGGCAAGUCCUCGUUCCACUCGGGGCAGUCGCUUUUCAGUCCUCCGGCCAGGCGGUCUUGAGUCGUGUACUGCAGCAUAACGGGCUAACCAGUGUUGUGCUGACGAGUAAUUAUUGCGACUUGUUCAGUGAUCCGAGGUUAUUCUCAGCGGUGAAUGUGGAGAGAAAUAGGAGGGUUGCGGCUCCCGUGAUGUUGGCGCUGGGAGCCCUUGCGGGAGGCUUUUGGGCGCGUAGUAAGGCUGGGAUGAUGGGUUCGCUUUGGACAGCUGUGGUGUUGAAGGCCGGAAUUGUGGUGGCGUGGGAGGUUUGGAAGGCGGAAGAGGAGGUCGGUGAAGACUAAUAGAAUCGGGGCCUGGGGACUGCGCACGCUUAACGGCUGGCUGGUGUAGCAGGUCGUGAUGUGAAGUGGAGGGCGAGAAAUUUUGGACUGUCGCAUCUGAACGUCAAUGGUCUGAUAAGAAGACGAAGACUCCCCGAGUGUCGGAUAGCAAACGGCUCGAACAUCGUGCUAAAUGCGAUGAAAACAUACAAGAGCAAAAUAGGACUAUGAAAUCAGGGCUUCUGCUGUGGACAUCAAGGCCUCAAGGAUUGAAUCAUGUGUGUUGAGCCUGUUUAGCACUGGCAACGGUAUGUGGAUCUUUAAGUUACUGCUCCAGCAUAUUAUUUAUGCGAGCCCGAAGGGAUUACGAAGGCCCUUAUAUCACAG
Westerdykella ornata is the source of this 1617-nucleotide messenger RNA. RefSeq lists its product as uncharacterized. NCBI's taxonomy places the organism in Eukaryota, Fungi, Ascomycota, Dothideomycetes, Pleosporales, Sporormiaceae. The coding region runs from base 421 to 1251 and encodes 276 amino acids. The record is from RefSeq and is a predicted model, not a curated record. The transcript has 2 exons.